Messenger RNA from Ostertagia ostertagi, 1428 nucleotides. Lineage: Eukaryota; Metazoa; Nematoda; Chromadorea; Rhabditida; Trichostrongylidae. The record is from the annotation of a GenBank genome assembly.
AUGAGCAUAGCAGUAGAAAGAGGCGAAAAAUCCGGAACUAUCAACGCAAUCCCGUCGAAGGCUAUGCACUUUUCUCACAAAGUUACGCCGAAAAUUGUUCUAGACGAUCGCGGCUCGGGGCAGACAGACGCUGGUCUUCUCAAACCCGUUAAUUCACCGAUUUCUCUACAUAAUCCUCGUGGAGUUCCGACUCCAACGAACGCGAACAAAACGGCUCGUGAAAAGCAUCGAAGUGUGAGUGCCGAAGAGGCGGCGGCGGUACCGGCUGCGGACGUGGUCAGCAGCACUGGCGUCGACACGGACCGUCUUCUCAAACCCGUUAAUUCACCGAUUUCUCUACAUAAUCCUCGUGGAGUUCCGACUCCAACGAACGCGAACAAAACGGCUCGUGAAAAGCAUCGAAGUGUGAGUGCCGAAGAGGCGGCGGCGGUACCGGCUGCGGACGUGGUCAGCAGCACUGGCGUCGACACGGACCGUGUAAUGAAAUCUCAGCAACCAAGAUUUUAUGGUGGACCUCUGAACGGAAAAGUCACUAUGUCUCAUGCAAUUCAUGCACCAUCGGCACGCUCGAGGACGUUGGCAUGGUUUUUAGCCGAUGAUCUAUUGGAAAAGAAAAGUGCGCCGGCCAACGGUUCCAUGAAGACUGAUGGCAAAAACUCGCCGCAAGCCGGUGGCAAAUCCGAAGACAAGAAACGACGUCGGGCGCUACGUCGUGCGAAGAAGAACGAAGGAGCUGCACAGCUUGAUCUGACUGAUGUGGAUGUGAACGCUGCAGCAUUGGAAGACCUUUUUGCUGGUGAACGACAACGUGUUUUGAGCGGUGGCGAGGAUUAUUGGUACUAUGAUGUGGCAUCUGACGGCUACUACUAUGAGCAGAAUGGAGCGAAAGGCUGGAGGCGUCGAAUGCCGAAUUCCGCAAUGCAACGCAUCAAAGAACAGGAAAUCACACAAUUGGCUAAUGGAGGCAAACUUCCGAUGUUGAAUCUGCAGACAGCAGCGCAAGCGCAUGCAUUGCUGCAGAGUGCGCUGUUCUCACAACCGGCUCUCAAGUAUUAUGAUGCAAAUUCGGACGGAUUCUUCUACGAGAUGGCCUCUGUUGAUGGAUGGAAACGCCGGCAACCGAAUAAGCCUGUUCAUCAAACACUAUCUCAUGGUCUGAAUAGCUCAUCGGCUUCGGCAGAAGCUGGAACACCUACUCGCCCUAGUUAUGGAGCUACUCUAGCCCGAGGACAAAUUCCCCGUCAUCAUUGUGUCCUCGAUGAUAGCAGCGCGUCGUCGUCGGUUAGCGAAGAUACUAGCCUUCAGAUUCUGCCUGGAUUCAACGCUGAUAAAUUCAUCCAAGAACUCUCCUUCUCCGGCCUUGAUCCUUCCAAGGUUCUCGGCUCUGUGUCGCGUACGCCAGCCGAUCCAUGGGCGUCGCGAUGUGGC